Messenger RNA from Planococcus citri (citrus mealybug), 1721 nucleotides. RefSeq names its product tubulin alpha-2 chain-like. The transcript has 4 exons. NCBI's taxonomy places the organism in Eukaryota, Metazoa, Arthropoda, Insecta, Hemiptera, Pseudococcidae. Bases 106 to 1563 code for a protein of 485 amino acids. Gene Ontology annotation, molecular function: GTP binding; structural constituent of cytoskeleton. The record is from RefSeq and is a predicted model, not a curated record. Gene Ontology annotation, cellular component: cytoplasm; microtubule. Gene Ontology annotation, biological process: microtubule cytoskeleton organization; mitotic cell cycle.
AAUAUUUUGAUUCAGUUACGUUUUAGGUAUCGAAACAGCAGCACAUAGUUUAGGCAACAACUUUUCAAAAUCCCUUGUAGUUUUCACUUCCUAUGGUAAUUAAAGAUGCGUGAAGUAGUGUCUCUACAUGUCGGCCAAGCUGGUGUACAAAUAGGCAAUGCCUGUUGGGAACUCUAUUGUGUCGAACAUGGAAUAAGUCCUGAUGGUUUUUUGACCGCUGAUAAUGCAGCAUGUAACGCCGAAGAUUUUUUUGGAGCAUUCUUCCAAGAAACUGCAUCAGGACGAUACGUUCCCCGCGCUGUUUUAAUCGAUCUGGAACCCAGCGUAAUUGACGAAGUGCGAAAUAACCAAUACAAAGAACUAUUUCGGCCAUCGUCGUUGAUUUCUGGUAAAGAAGAUGCGGCGAAUAAUUACGGUCGAGGCUUCUAUACGAUCGGUAAAGAAAUGGAGCACGUGGUUAUGGAUGCAUUACGUAAACAGGCCGAACUGUGCACCAGUUUCGCUGGGUUUUUCAUUUUCCAUUCGAUGGGAGGUGGAACUGGUUCGGGAUUGACGACGCUACUCAUGCAGAAAUUAGCUUCUGAAUAUGGGAAGAAACAUAAAUUAGAAUUCGUUAUAUAUCCUUGCCCUAGAUUAUCAACUGCGGUAGUCGAGCCUUACAAUGCUGUGCUGAUGUCGCACGGUACCAUGGAGCACAGCGAUUGCGCCUUCUUGGUCGAUAACGAAGCUUUAUACGAUAUCUGUACGCGUCACUUGGACAUGGAACGACCAACGUACGUAAGCCUGAAUCGAAUCUUCGGCCAAGUAAUAUCGGCGCUGACGGCAUCGAUGAGAUUCGACGGCUCCAUCAACGUCGACUUGUCUGAAUUCCAAACCAAUCUGGUACCGUAUCCUAGGAUACAUUUUCCUCUCAUAUCGUACGCUCCGUUCAACUCGCAGAAAAAAGCAGCCCACGAAAAAGUAACCGUUACUCAGCUCACAAGAUCGGCCUUCGAUCGAAGUAACCUUAUGUUACGGUGCGAUCCAGCUCGUGGUAAAUACAUGGCUUGCUGUAUGCUGUACCGAGGCCUGAUCGAAGUCAAAGAAGUCAAUUCUUCGAUCCAGGUGAUCAAAGCCAGCAAAAUACCGUUCGUCGACUGGUGUCCGACUGGCUUCAAGAUCGGCGUUAAUUACCAACCACCGGCUGUGGUACCGGGUAGUGGACUGUCCAAAGUUCACUUGUCACUUUGUGCCAUUUGUAAUUCCACAGCCAUCGCCGAAGUAUGGUCUCGGGUUAAUUAUAAAUUCGAUCUGAUGUUCGCGAAACGAGCGUACGCCCAUUGGUACCUAGGCGAAGGAAUGGAUGAGCAGGAAUUCGUCGACGCUAGAGAGAACUUGGCAGCUUUGGAGAAAGAUUACGAGGAAUGUGCCAAGGAAUCGGAUAAGACGUCCGAAAGUGGUGGCGGCGGUGGUGAAGCCGACGAAGAAACGACUACGACAUCUGGUACCACUACGAGCUCACCUACCGACGCCGAUGCUAUCGAAGAUACCGCUACCGAGGCUCCUACUGGAAUCCCAGAGUAACCAACCAACGAAUUUUUCUUUUUGUCAAAAUUAUGUAACACCGAUGUAAGAUUUUUUGUCAACUCACGCGAUUCGAAAUUUUAUGCGUGGAAGGGAUCUCGGCUUUAUAGUUGCUGUUUGAAUGCCAAUUUGGAAAAAUAAAAUGUUUCGAGACGAUA